Messenger RNA from Neurospora hispaniola, 1866 nucleotides. RefSeq lists its product as uncharacterized. NCBI's taxonomy places the organism in Eukaryota, Fungi, Ascomycota, Sordariomycetes, Sordariales, Sordariaceae. Gene Ontology annotation, molecular function: oxidoreductase activity, acting on the CH-OH group of donors, NAD or NADP as acceptor; NAD+ binding. The transcript has 2 exons. The record is from RefSeq and is a predicted model, not a curated record. Gene Ontology annotation, biological process: fatty acid metabolic process. Bases 1 to 1866 code for a protein of 621 amino acids.
AUGGUCUGGUCAGCCCCCUAUAUCGGCUCCCGCCCCGUCACCAUCCUGGGCGGUGGUGUCCUCGGCCGCCGCAUCGCCUGCUCCUACGUCGCCGGCGGUUUCAAUGUGCACAUCCGGGAUCCCUCUCCCCAAGCACGUGAGGACGCCCUCAAGUACAUUGACGACAACAAGGAAUUCUACACCACCUUCUGCCCCAACGGCAAGCCCGCUCCGUACGGCACCUACACGGCGUCGGCCGACAUCGAGACGGCGGUUAAGGACGCAUGGCUCGUCAUCGAGGCGGUGCCGGAGAAGAUCGAGCUCAAGAUUGAUACCUUUGGGCAGCUGGACAAGUACGCGCCCAAGGACUGUAUCCUGGGAUCCAACUCGAGCAGUUUCAGGAGCGGGUUGAUGCUGGACCUGGUCAGCGACGAGAGGAGAAAGAUGGUGUGCAAUGUGCACUACACAAUGCCCCCGAUGGUGAGGACGGUGGAGUUGAUGAGCGAUGGGUAUACCCAUCAAGAGAUCUUUCCGUUCUUGAGCGACGUGCUCAGGCUGUGCGGCAUGCUCCCGGCGACGGCAAGGAAGGAGUCUACUGGCUUCAUCUUCAACCGCAUUUGGGCUGCGGUCAAGCGCGAAAUCCUCACCACCCUCGCCGAGGGAGUCUCGGACGCCGCCGAGAUUGACGCCCUCUGGGCUCACAUGUUCCAGACCUCGGUCGUCCCCUGCCAAAUGAUGGACCGCGUUGGCCUUGACACCGUCGCUUUCAUCGAGGACAACUACAUCAACGAGCGCAAGCUCGACGGGUCCCUGACCGUUGACUGGCUCCGCAAACACUACAUCGCCCAGGGCAAGCUCGGUCUCAAGACCCCCGAGCAGGGUGGUCUCUACCCUCCCUCCACCGUCGUCGCCGCCGCCGGCACCACCACCGCCGAGAAGCAGAUGCCGCCCAUCUUCGUCCUCGACGUUGGUCUCGGCGCCAAUUCCCCCGCCUACCCCUCCCUCGCCGGCAUUUCCACCAACGGCAAGAUCCUCCGCCUCGACGCACCCAACCAGCCGCCCAAGGCCCUCGUCACCGGCCUCCCCCUCCCCGACGGCAUCGACGUCGACCCGUCCGCCAACCGCAUGUACUGGACCAACAUGGGCGCCGACGUGACCGCCAAGGAUGGCUCGCUCAUGUCCGCCACCCUGGACGGCACCGACAAGAAGGUCCUCUUGGGCGACGGCAUCCUCACGACGCCCAAGCAGCUCGUGCUCGUCAAGGACCAGGAGUCAGGCACCGAGAAGCUCUAUUUUUGCGACCGCGAGGGCUGUUCCGUGCACCGGUGCAACGUCGACGGCAGCGAGCACGAAGUCCUCGUGCAAAAUCCCGGCGGUGUCGGUGACUUGAUGGACUGGUGCGUCGGCAUCACCGUCGACCUUAAGCAGCGCAAGUUCUACUGGACGCAAAAGGGUCCUGCCAAGUCCAACCUCGGUCGCAUUUUCCGCGCCAACAUGGAUUAUGAUUUCCUCGCUGCCGGCGAGACUGCUUCGAACCGCUCCGAUAUCGAGGUCGUGUUCGACAAGCUGCCUGAGCCGAUUGAUGUCGAGAUGGAGAGCGAGACGGGGGUGCUGUACUGGACUGAUCGCGGUGAGCACCCGCGCGGUUGCUCGCUGAACUGCGCCAAGGUCUCGGGCAACGGCGAGGGCGACAUGAUGGAGGUCAAGAUUCUGGCGAGACGGUUCCAUGAGCCGAUUGGCCUCAAGUUGGAUCUGGCCAGGAAGCAGAUCUUUGUGUGCGACUUGGGUGGGAGCGUGUAUGCGGUUGAUGUCGAGACGGGCAAGAAGACGGUUGUGCAUCGCGAUGAGGGGUCGUAUACGGGUCUUGUUACUCUGCCUGGGAUUUAG